AUGCCUCUAGAAGAUGUUAAAACUUUAGAAGAAAAAAAUUAUAAACGUCUCAGACAUUUAAUAAAUUCAACAUUUGUCGUGGGCAUUAAUAUCACAGCUCCAUCAAGAUUUAAGGAUAAUUUAAGGAUAUUGUCAAUUUAUUUAUUACUAACAAGUACAUUCACUUUAUGGGGACAUUCAAAUUACAUAGUCAGAAAUACAAAUAAUGUACAUCUUAUGAUAGAGAGCAUGUGUACAUUCUUACAAAUUUUAAUUUCUUAUUUAAAAAUAAGCUACAUGGCAGUUGUUCAACUUCGUUUCCAUAAAUUGAUACAUUUAGUCGAAACAUAUGAGUUGAUCAAUCGAUUUGAACUUUUGUCGAAAGAAACACCAUAUAAUAGGGAGUUAAGAAAAGAUGCUAUCAAAAUUCUGGACCAAUCUUGGACAUUCGGAACGAGACAGUUUAAUUUUUAUAUGGGGGCUUGUAUUACAAUUAUAAGCUACUACUUUGUUUUGGCCAUGGGUACAAAUAUUUAUCACACAACUAUUGGAACUGCUAAUUAUACAAAUAUAUUACCUUGUGCCGCUUACUUUCCAUUUUGGCAAGAUAAAAUGAGUCACUCUCUGCAGUUCUAUACUCUUGUUGUUCUUGUAGUUUCGGGAAUGUCAAUAGCUUCAACAGGUGCAUUAUGUUUUGAUGGAUUUUUUAUAUAUACAGCUUGUCAUGGAUCUGCCUUAAUUCAAAUUCUUAAGAAAGCAAUUCCCUUCACAACAUCUCCUCAAGUUCCUAAAUCACUUCGUCUAGGUUAUUUGCGUCAGUGUAUUCACCAAUAUGAAAGGACUUAUCAGUAUUGUGCGGAACUCAAUGACUUAUAUCUUCAAAUCACUUUGGCACAGUUUCUUUUGAGUUUGGUUAUUUUGGGAUUAGUAAUGUUUCAAGGAACCGUUGGAUUUGAAACCGACUAUGUUCUAUUUUUAAGGAUGGCAUUUUAUAUUUCUGCUGCUGGUUAUGAAGUAAUUAUUUAUUGUUUAAAUGGACAAUCAAUUAAUAGUGAGAGUGAAGGAAUAACAAAUGCCUGGUAUGAAUGUGAAUGGUACAACGAAUCAAAGGAGUUUAAAAAACUUAUUCAAAUGAUCAUGAUGAGAUCCAACAAAACCAUAGUUAUGAGAGCCUCUUGGUUUUCCACGAUGUCCUUACCAACUCUUUUGAAUAUUAUUCGAACUAGUGGCUCUUAUUUUCUUCUGCUUCGUAAUGUGACUUCUUAAAUUAAUAACAAAGCAAAAUACAGUUGAAACUCGAUUAUCCGGGAUUCGAUUAACCGGAACGCUCUAUUAUCCGUGAUAAAAAUAUUUGACAUUUUUCCUCGACAACAAAGACAAUGUAUUUAUUUAAACUCUAUUACCCGUU
Messenger RNA from Episyrphus balteatus (marmalade hoverfly), 1387 nucleotides. Its product is annotated as odorant receptor 63a-like. Gene Ontology annotation, biological process: sensory perception of smell; detection of chemical stimulus involved in sensory perception of smell. Gene Ontology annotation, cellular component: plasma membrane. Gene Ontology annotation, molecular function: odorant binding; olfactory receptor activity. The transcript has 10 exons. The record is from RefSeq and is a predicted model, not a curated record. Lineage: Eukaryota; Metazoa; Arthropoda; Insecta; Diptera; Syrphidae. Bases 1 to 1245 code for a protein of 414 amino acids.